Molecule: messenger RNA, 682 nt
Organism: Phialemonium atrogriseum
Lineage: Eukaryota; Fungi; Ascomycota; Sordariomycetes; Cephalothecales; Cephalothecaceae
Exons: 1
Coding region: 160-507 (115 amino acids)
Source: RefSeq, a predicted model, not a curated record
UUCCUUGCCUUCCCACUUUCUCCGAGCAAUCCUCGUCACUUGCUUGCCCUCCUGCCUGCCUUCUGGGAGGAGUUGGUUGACUAAAGUAAUCAGACGAAUGAGGGCGAGCUGGGGACCUGACCUUUGCGGGCCUGGCCUGCCCGCCGUUGAAUCAUCUUCAUGUCUCGCCCAUGUGGGUGUCGGAUGCUUGCGCCCGUCUCAUUGGCCCUUGAGCUGCAGCUACCUUGCCUGCCAUCCCUGACCAUGACCCCAUACCGGGAUACAGCCGCUCUUGCUGCAGUCAUCUUCCCCUGCCAUAAACGGUCAUUCAACUUCUGCUGCUGGUAUUUCGCGCAUAUGCCUGCUCUGCCUGCCCUGACCCCAGCAACUGGCUGUGGUACCUCCAUGUUGGUUCCAUCCAUGGGCUUCAGGGCACGGCAUUACCCAUUCAGCCGAAGUUCUAUAGCUCAGGGUCCUCUGAUAUAUGGCCUUGUCACUCUUCUCAUCCUCUCUUGUGUCAACCCUUGACAAAAAAAACAACGGUGUGGCUCAGCUGUUCCAUGCCCGGGAGAUCUGAUAAUAUAGAGCGACAGGGCAUUAGCUCGCGGCUUCGCUCUAAUCGAGUGAAGCUCCGCUAUAGCCACUGUCCUCCCUCAGGUACCAGGUACCCUCCCCCCCAGAUCUUCCAGCGAGACCUUGGCCU